This is a messenger RNA of Lineus longissimus, 1025 nucleotides long. Its product is annotated as PDZ and LIM domain protein 7-like. NCBI's taxonomy places the organism in Eukaryota, Metazoa, Nemertea, Pilidiophora, Heteronemertea, Lineidae. Bases 146 to 712 code for a protein of 188 amino acids. The record is from RefSeq and is a predicted model, not a curated record. The transcript has 6 exons.
GCCGUGUGCAGACGAUCAAUGACGUCAGUCGGUCAGAGGCAUAAUUCCAGAGGAGCCGCACCGCCAGCCGAGUGAUAUCAAGGAGAGAGACCAGAGACCCUUGGACGAUUUACGGCUGUGGAGACGGAGACAAUUCUCGGAGAGCAUGGCCGACGGGGAAGCACCAAAAACUUGCGCAAGAUGCGACAAAGAGCUCAGUCAAGGCAGCUUCUCAACCGCCAUGAACAAACACUGGUGUUUAGGCCACUUCCGAUGCUGUGAAUGCGACGAGAAAAUAUCGGGGACAUUCUACCCCCGGGGAGAGGGCGAGGACAGGAAGCCCCUUUGCAAGAAAUGUGCCGGGAUCACCGAGCAGAAUGACCCAAACACUGGAUCCUGCACUGCUUGUGAUAAGGCAAUAACCGGGAGUGUGCUCAUUGCACUUGGGAAAAAGUACCAUCGCGAAUGUCUGGUGUGCGCAGAGUGCAAGGAGAGCAUGCAGGGCAAACCCUUCUAUGAGAAGGACAACAAGAUUUAUUGCAAACGAGAUUAUGGUAUCGUCUGCGGCAAUGUGUGUGGAAAGUGUGGCGAAAUUAUCGAAGCAGACCAGGAGAUAAUCAGAGCUUUGGACAAGGUCUGGCACGAUGACUGCUUCAAAUGCGCGGGAUGCAACGGCGACCUUGGAAACUCGUUCAAAAUGAAGGGUGAGCUCCCGUGGUGCGGGUCAUGCUAGCUCCUGGAAAGCUUGAUAAGGAGAUAUCAAUAUUCAAGACAUUUCAAGUUGAAACAUUCAUAUUGGACACUUCGAAUUUCAACCCAUCGCCAAGGGCCUUGCCUAGUCAUCAGUGCAACUAAGGUGGUUGCUUUUCUUAUCAUGUGAUCGAAAGCUUUGCCAAGCACCGGGUUAUGAUGUACGUUUGGUGAAAAUCCGUCUAUAUACCAUUUAAUUCGAGCAUGCACGCAUGUAUACAAGAAUGAUCAAUAAAUGUAGUCGCUUGCCUAACCAGCAAUAAUUGCAAAUAAAAAAGCUCUCAAAUGACGUUUUA